Messenger RNA from Phoenix dactylifera (date palm), 2049 nucleotides. Its product is annotated as pectinesterase-like. The record is from RefSeq and is a predicted model, not a curated record. Lineage: Eukaryota; Viridiplantae; Streptophyta; Magnoliopsida; Arecales; Arecaceae. Gene Ontology annotation, biological process: cell wall modification. Gene Ontology annotation, molecular function: pectinesterase activity; enzyme inhibitor activity.
AAUCCAACGGAGCCGACGCUGUCACAGGAUUCUCAGCGUUACCCAUCCCUCCUUGUCUCAAAAAUAUAAGAUCCUAGAAGUGGCCGAGAGCUACGAGCUCACUAGUCCCAUCACUCUCCAUCUCUUGCUCUAUUCCUGUCACCAUGUUGACGCUAAACAAAAGAGCAAAGCUCCUGUUCGCUAUACUUUCCAUCCUUACUCUCCCUCUACUGCUGCUAAUACUUCCCAUAGAACGAAAAUCCUCGGCCAUUGGCCGCCGCCAAAACCAUCUCCACAUUCGGUCCGACCUUCAAGUCGCCUCCCGGCAUUGCGACGGCACCCUCUACCCGGACCUCUGCGUUUCGACACUCGCCGACAUCCCCAACCUCAGCUCCAAACCCCUACCCGACGUGAUCGCCGCCGUCGUCAACCGCACCGCCGCCGCCGUCCGCUCCUCAGCCUCCAACUGCACAUCCUACCUCCACCGCCGCGGCCACAUGGACUUCCGCCAGCGCCUCGCCCUCAACGACUGCCUUGAACUCUUCGACCAGACCCUCGAUGACCUUCGUACCGCCAUCGCCGACCUCGCCGGCUGCAACUCCUCCGCCCACGUGAGCGACCUCCAGACGGUGCUCUCCGCCGCCAUCACCAACCAGUACACCUGCCUCGACGGCUUCGCCUACGUCAACGGCGGCGGCGUUCGGCCGUCCAUCGAGGGCCGGCUCUACCACGUCUCCCACCUCGUCAGCAACUCCCUCGCCAUGGUGAAAAAGAUCCGCCGGCAGCGUCGGGGGAGGGAGGCGUUUGAGGAGUACGGCCGGAUGUCGGGGGGGUUUCCGACGUGGGUGACGAGGAAGGACCGGCGGCUGCUGCAGGCGGCGGCGAAUGCGACGUCGCCGGACCUGGUGGUGGCGAAGGACGGCAGCGGCAACUUCACCACCAUCGGGGAGGCGGUGGCGGCUGCGCCGAACAACUCGGCGACGAGGUUCGUGAUCUACAUAAAGGCCGGGGCGUACUUCGAGAACGUGGAUGUGGCGAAGAACAAGAAGAAUUUAAUGUUCAUCGGGGACGGGAUCGGGAAGACGGUGGUGAAAGCCAGCCGGAAUGUGGUGGAUGGCUGGACCACCUUCAGGUCGGCUACUGUUGCUGUGGUUGGCGAUGGAUUCCUUGCGCGAGAUAUCACAAUAGAGAACUCAGCAGGACCUAGCAAGCACCAAGCCGUUGCCCUGAGGGUUGGCGCUGACCUCUCCGCCUUCUACCGUUGCAGUUUUGUGGCCUACCAAGACACUCUAUACGUCCACUCUCUUCGCCAGUUCUACAGGGACUGUGAUGUUUACGGAACCGUAGAUUUCAUAUUUGGGAAUGCAGCGGUGGUGCUCCAAAGCUGCAACUUGUAUGCUCGGAAACCCGAUCCGAACCAGAAGAAUAUAUUCACAGCCCAAGGGAGGGAAGACCCCAAUCAGAACACCGGCAUUUCCAUCCAGAAGUGCAAGGUGGCUGCAGCCUCCGAUCUCAUCCCGGUGCAAUCCAACUUCUCCACAUACCUGGGUCGGCCAUGGAAACAAUACUCGAGGACAGUGUUCAUGCAGUCAUUCCUUGGUAGUUUGAUAGAUCCUGCAGGGUGGCUGGAAUGGGAUGGUGACUUCGCACUGAGCACUCUAUACUAUGGAGAGUACAUGAACCAAGGACCAGGUUCUAAUACCUCUAGAAGAGUGACAUGGCCAGGAUACAGGGUCAUCACCAGUGCAGCAGAAGCUAGCAACUUCACCGUGGCAUCAUUCAUCCAGGGUGAUCAGUGGUUGGGUGCAACUUCUGUUCCAUUUACUUCAGGGUUAUGAGGGGGAAUAGCUUAGCCGUCGAGUCCUCGGAUUUUUCGGAAUAAAGGCUUUGCCUACUCUAGGGUUGAUGGAUUAAUAGUUGCAAUAUUAAAGCUUGAGGAAGUAUGUUGGCCACCUUCCACUAUGGGCUGUGACUAAUUUGCUUGAAAGGGUGUGUCGGAUUGGUCUUUGAUUUAAUUCAAAAUGUGGUAUGGGAUUAACUUAAGAAAAAUUCAUCGAUGUUGCUGCGAUC